Molecule: messenger RNA, 4006 nt
Organism: Ctenopharyngodon idella (grass carp)
Lineage: Eukaryota; Metazoa; Chordata; Actinopteri; Cypriniformes; Xenocyprididae
Gene: smad9
Product: SMAD family member 9
Exons: 8
Coding region: 2095-3588 (497 amino acids)
Biological process (GO): SMAD protein signal transduction; anatomical structure morphogenesis; transforming growth factor beta receptor signaling pathway
Cellular component (GO): heteromeric SMAD protein complex
Molecular function (GO): DNA-binding transcription factor activity, RNA polymerase II-specific; I-SMAD binding; RNA polymerase II cis-regulatory region sequence-specific DNA binding
Source: RefSeq, a predicted model, not a curated record
AUUUCUGGGCCUGAUUUGUAGUUUUAAAAGAAAUUAUAUGGUGUGUGUACUUAAAAGGUGAUGUUUAAAAUCAGUGUCAUUUUUAACACACUUAUCUGUGCAUAUAUGGUUUAAUAAUACAGUUGACUAACAGAAAUGGUCCAUGGCAGGGCAGUAGAUAGGGUAUCCGGGUCCCGGUGCAGGUUGUUGCUGUGGGGUCCCCCUUGGUUGAAAUCGCCCCUCCCCCUCCCCCCUCUUGAAAGCUGGGGGCCUAGAAUCUAGAAUCAUCACCACCCUUCGACCCUCUAGGGACAGACCUGGUCUGGUGUGUACUCUGGCCUUUUUAAUGUGGUUUACACAAUGGGUUGCUCUGCACCCUGGAGAGAAUAUCCUGUUUGUCCUCCCUUUCCCUCCACCAGGAAGGCAUCUGUUUGUAGUCAGACCCUUUAUCUUGUCAACCACUCUAAAAGAUGGGGUAUUUCAAUAUUUUACAUUGACAAAUUAUUUUUAAGAUCCGUUAUUUAAGCAGCUAUAGAUGUAUUGUAUUUCUCCUGUCUGCUAAGCCCUAAAUAUAGAGCCUCGUCAGUAAUUUAUAUGAUCCUGUGCACCUUGAUUGAAGAGGAUCAUUUUGCGGUGUCCCUUUAUUGGAAGCGAAUUCCCCCUGCCAAACUCAUUUGAUCAAAGAGAGCACUAAAUAUGCGAGCUGUCAUUAUUGGGAGUAUUGUUACGUUCCCCUGCAGUUGUUGUAAACUGUGAAAAUGUCAAACUUCUAGACUCUCUGUCGCCAUCCUGGCUUGCGUCAUUAACUGGACAAGUCACUCUACGCACACAAUCGAAGUGUAUCCAUCCGCGCCGAGGAGCGCAGGAGAAGUAGGGCUAUCGAUAACGUGCUGGCGCUCCGCCAAUCUGCCACUAAAUUUGUUUUGAUUUUCACUAUGCGAGCUUCUGCUACUUUCUACUUUAACUUUAUUAAUCAUCUGCUUCCAAGUUCUAAACAUAUAGCAGGUAAAUGUUUAGAGAGAAUAGGGCAUUUUUAAAUGAACACCUGUUUUUUUCCCCACAUUAAAUUAUUAAAUAAAUAGAAAAUGUCUCGUUUUAAUCACAAUGUCCCAUGUUAGCGUUGAAAAGAACAGGUUUCGAGUUAUGGGGGGUUAACCCAAAACAAUUAAAUUUACGUAUUUUUAACGUACACAAACAACGUUUCAGUCGCCAUUAAACGGUCGUGCUAGAAGUUAUUGAGAAGGCGCUCGUGAUCAGAAGUUGCGUUGCCUGUAACCAUAGCAACAUUAGCUUCUCGAGCGUUUCCAUUGGGAUCGAUAUCCGACGGUGCAUCGACAAAACGUACUACUGUCACUAUUUAUCACCAAUGUUGAUAUAAAAACAUUAUAGUAAUAUUUGUUUGAAGCUUUUUUUGAAGAUAAACCGCUCGAAUUCCUUCCUCCCAAAUUCCUUUGAAACGUCGACCGCUUGAAAGUCACAAAAUAAUCGCACACGAAGAAUAACUGAAAUGAAAGUCAUGAAAACUACUUUGAGAUAAUCACUUUCACUUUACAACUUUGGCCAAAAAGGUGCAUCACUUCCUGUGAAAGGAAAAAACAGCUGUCCGCGCUUGUCAUCUGUCCCUGAAAACAAAUUAAAAGUGAAACACUGCUGCCCACAAUGACCUGCUUUCCCUCAAUAAUAGGCCUGAGAGUGAGUCUCUGGCUGCUCUUUUGAAUGGGAUGAUCCCUCUGUGUGUCUGACGUCCUGGGAGAGUUCCAGGAGCUGCGGAUGAAUUCCGCACGAAGGCGCUGAGGCUCCAGUCAGACUGACGCCGCGGCUCUCGCUCCAUCCAAACACACGCGCUGUACACCUCCAGUCGGCGCGAGAUUCAGCAUUCGGCUAUUUUGCGGAAUUUCCCGACUACGCGGAUUGUUAUUGUCACAAGAAUAAGAUCCAAACUGUUGACAGCCUGACGAAAACAUCCCUGUCAGGGGGUUUAUUUUACACCCGUCUGUAUCCUGGCUGUAAAGAAAUAAACUGAGGCUCCUGGGUUGAAGUGAUUUAAGACAGAUCUGCCUUGCGUGCCCCAAACUUUGAGAAAAAAUCCAGUCCCCAGUGUCGCCCCAUCCCACGAUGCACUCCACAACAUCCAUCACUUCCCUCUUUUCCUUCACCAGUCCAGCUGUGAAAAGGCUGCUGGGCUGGAAACAAGGAGAUGAGGAGGAAAAGUGGGCGGAAAAGGCUGUUGAUUCCCUUGUAAAGAAGCUCAAGAAGAAAAAAGGGGCCAUGGAAGAGCUGGAAAAGGCUCUGAGCUGUCCUGGCCAGCCCAGUAAAUGUGUGACCAUCCCUCGAUCCCUGGACGGAAGGCUCCAGGUGUCCCAUCGUAAAGGUCUGCCACACGUUAUCUACUGCAGAGUGUGGCGCUGGCCGGAUCUUCAGUCCCACCAUGAGCUCAAAGCGCUGGAUUGCUGCGAGUUUCCUUUCGGCUCCAAGCAGAAGGAGAUCUGCAUCAAUCCAUAUCAUUACCGCCGUGUGGAGACGCCAGUUCUACCCCCAGUCCUUGUGCCUCGUCACAGUGAGUUCAACCCCCAGCACAGUUUGUUGGCAAAAUUCCGGAAUGCUUCCCUACACAACGAGCCUCUCAUGCCCCAAAAUGCCACUUACCCAGACUCCUUCCCUGCUAUGCCCUGUAGCUCGUUUUCUUCAUCUCCCUCCAGCUCUUUAAACCAGUCCCCCGCUGCACACAGCUACCCAAACUCCCCCAGCAGUGGAACUGACCCUGGGAGCCCCUACCAAAUCACAGCAGAGACGCCUCCUCCACCCUACAGUGUGAUGGAGACCACUCCGUCUGAGGAUGUGAAACCAGGAGAGUCCUCCAACCCCAAUAAACUCAUUCUGUCAGCCCCCCACAGAGGCCUCACUGAGACAUCGAAUUUUAUGAAAAAUAUCUUAAUUUGUGUUCUGAAGAUGAACGAAGGUCUUACGGGUGUGGAAAGACAUGAGGACUUGAGGCCAGUGUGUUAUGAGGAACCAGAAUACUGGUGUUCAGUGGCGUAUUACGAACUGAACAACAGGGUGGGUGAGACAUUCCACGCCUCUUCCCGAAGCAUCCUCGUGGACGGCUUCACAGAUCCCUCCAACAACAAGAACCGGUUCUGUCUCGGAUUACUAUCCAACGUCAACCGAAACUCUACCAUUGAACACACUCGCAGACACAUAGGCAAAGGUGUGCACUUGUAUUAUGUCGGAGGGGAGGUAUACGCAGAGUGUCUGAGUGACAGCAGUAUUUUCGUACAGAGUCGUAACUGUAACUACCAGCACGGUUUCCACCCCACCACCGUCUGCAAGAUCCCGAGUGGAUGCAGCCUCAAGAUCUUCAACAACCAGCUGUUUGCCCAGCUGCUGUCACAGUCGGUAAAUCACGGCUUCGAGGUGGUCUAUGAACUCACCAAGAUGUGCACCAUCAGGAUGAGUUUUGUCAAGGGCUGGGGAGCCGAGUACCACCGUCAGGAUGUCACCAGCACCCCCUGCUGGAUAGAAAUCCACCUGCAUGGGCCUCUGCAGUGGCUGGACAAAGUUCUGACCCAAAUGGGCUCCCCACACAAUCCCAUUUCCUCUGUAUCCUAAUGCAUUGCAGAACAAGGGGAAUAUAGUUUCCCAAUAGACUUUUAUAGCAACCCAAGACACAUAACACUCUAUCUCUGUCUUUUCAGUGGAUGUUUAUGGUACCGGUAUAGGAUCAGCAAGGAAGUAUCAUGCGGUUAAAUAAGCAGCUGUGUGGUUAGAUAAGUGUUGCAUUGUUUUUAAUGAAAAAAUUAAAAAAACUCUGCUAUUUCACAGCAUGUACUAGCUGAGAUCAAUUCAGAUAGAAUCUCUCUAAUAGGAAGCCAAAGAAAUAUGUUAGUAGGCAGGUACUUGUUCUGGCAAUGUUUUAUUUGUGUCAUAUAACAUUGUGCCUUCUAUAACAUUUCAUGUUGCUGUUGUUGUUGUUUUCACCUGCAUUAGCUUUCUUGUUUUUGUAAUACAAAAAACUCUAUCUGUUCUA